Molecule: messenger RNA, 6801 nt
Organism: Ruditapes philippinarum (Manila clam)
Lineage: Eukaryota; Metazoa; Mollusca; Bivalvia; Venerida; Veneridae
Product: glutamate receptor ionotropic, kainate 2-like
Exons: 16
Coding region: 218-2917 (899 amino acids)
Biological process (GO): monoatomic ion transport
Cellular component (GO): plasma membrane; postsynaptic membrane
Molecular function (GO): glutamate-gated receptor activity
Source: RefSeq, a predicted model, not a curated record
UUGGACAUUAAUGCCUUGUUAGCGUGUUGUUUAUUAUUUUGACAUAUUCAAAGCACGCGCGUGGAGUUUAUGCAUACAUGUUGAACACGUUCGAAGAACCCCGCAGAGUUAUACGAAGGCUUAUCAGUAAGGGAGAUUAAGAGUCUGUUAUUCCUUUGUGAAUCUGUUGAUCUAUUAAACCCAGAGCUUUACACAUCUGUAGUUAAAAAAGACUACAAUGUUGUUGUUUGUGUGGUCGCUGAUUUUAACUUAUGGAUUAUAUUCCCCGACGACGGCGGGAUUGCCGGAUCAUUUCAGAGUGGCUGGGUUAUUUGAACCGGAGCACGUGGCACAAGAACUGGCAUUUAAAGCAGCUAUAGAGAAAAUGAAUCUUCAUCAAGUGGUCGGAUCAAGUAGGAUGAUAGUCUACCACGUGGAACACACUACAGCACACGACAGUUUUGAGGCUAAUAAGGAAGUGUGUCGCCAAAUGAAAGAAGGCAUCGCUGCAGUGUUUGGACCAAUCACAAAAAUUCCUCGUGCGCAUGUGCAGUCGAUAUGCAACUCGUAUGAAAUUCCACACUUAAACGCCCAAUGGGACGCCCGGGAUUCGAACGACUACUAUUCAAUUAGCGUGUACCCAGAGUACAACAAGCUGAGCCAGGCGUAUGCGAACCUCCUGAAGCACUGGGGUUGGACACGAUUUACAGUGAUUUAUGAGGAUGAUGACGGUUUACUUCGUCUGCAAGAAGUACUAAAGGCUACGAAAGAAAGCGAGCAAAAGAUUACAGUACGUCGGCUGGACCCUUUUCAGAACACAUAUAUAACAAUGUUUAAAGACUUGAAAGAAAAAGGGGAAUACCAUAUAAUAGUUGACUGUGACGUCAAUAAAGUUCAGCCUCUUCUACAUGAGGCAUUGAAAGUAAACAUGUUAUCAGAGCUGUACCAUUUCCAUUUUACAACACUGGAUUUGGAUAUCGUGAACCUGGAGGAUUACAAAUAUAGUGGUGCCAACAUCACCGCCAUGAGGCUCAUUGAUCCUUCGAGGAAAGAGGUCCGGGAGGUGAUCCAGGAUUUUAUCAAUUUAUCUGAUAAUGGUAACCAGCCCACGCCUUUAGAACGCGGCCAAUAUCUCAGGACGGAAGUGGCCUUGAUGUACGACGCUGUGCAUUUGUUUGCAAAGGCUUUGUCUGAACUGACAGUGGCUCAGCAGUUUGAAACAGUCGGUCUGUCCUGUAAUAAGAAACAAACCUGGCAGUAUGGCAACAGUCUUCUCAACUACAUGAAAUCGAUGGAGGUGAAAGGGUUAUCCGGUGAUAUUAUUUGUGAGAAAGGAAAGCGCACUGAUUUCAAUUUAGACAUAAUCGAACUGUCACAGUCUGGGCUUAGAAAAAUUGGAUACUGGGAGCCGAAGGAAGGAGUUAAAAUUACUAAAUCAUUCAAGGAUAGAAGGAAGGAGACAAAUGAGAAGCUCAACAACACGACGUUACGUAUUGUAACAGUUUAUGACCCGCCCUACCUUACGCUGAAGAAGAAUCCGGAGGGUAAAGGUCCUACGCAUGAAGGUUUUAUUGUAGAUUUACUGGACCUCAUAAAAAGUCGACUUGGCUUUAAUUAUACAAUAUACGAAGUUGCUGAUAAGAAAUACGGUUCAGAAGUGAAUGGUGUAUGGAAUGGUAUGAUCGGAGAUCUGUUGAAACGAGAUCCUAAGGAGAAAGCAGACAUGGCGGCCGCUGGUAUGACAAUCACAUAUGAACGAGAGAAGAUUCUAGACUUUACAAAACCGUUUCUUAAUCUCGGUAUAACUGUGGUCUACAAGAAACCGACUAAAGCGCCCCCAGAGUUGUUCUCUUUCUCUUCACCUCUCUCAAUAGAUGUGUGGAUUUAUAUGGUCGCUGCGUAUUUGUGUGUUAGCUUUAUGCUGUUCGUGAUAGCAAGAUUUAGUCCUUACGAAUGGACCAACCCUCAUCCUUGCAACGAAGAUUCGGAUCUUGUAGAGAAUCAGUUUACUAUAUGUAACAGUUUAUGGUUUACUAUUGGAUCUCUUAUGCAGCAAGGAAGUGAUUUAGCACCGACGUCAGCAUCUGGAAGGAUUCUCGCAAGUUCUUGGUACUUAUUUACACUGAUCAUGGUGUCCACGUACACGGCAAACCUCGCCGCAUUUCUAGUUGUAGAACAAUACGUGUCACCGAUCAAAAGUGUGGAGGACUUAUCUAGCCAAACCAAGAUCAGAUAUGGAACUUUAGGCUCUGGCUCAACGAAAGAAUUCUUUAUGAAUUCCGAUAUCCAAACAUAUAAAACGAUGGCUAAUUUUAUGAACAACAAUCCGAAUGCGACAUUUGUAGAGUCGAAUACAGAUGGGUUUGCAAGAGCCAACAACUCAGACUAUGCAUUUAUAGCUGAGUCUACCACAAUUGACUAUCAGGUGCAACGAAUGUGCAAAUUGAAGCAGAUUGGCGGAUUGUUAGACUCUAAAGGAUAUGGUUUAGCAUUCCCAAAAGAUUCACCAUGGACGGACGCUAUAUCCCGCGAGAUUAUAUUUUUACAAGAAAAUCAGGAUAUACAAAAAAUAUAUAAUAAAUGGUGGAAAGAAAAAAGCGGAGGAAAGUGCGAUGUUGACGAUCAGAAGAAAGAUGCUAGCUCAUUGGGUGUUAAACAUGUGGGCGGAGUUUUUGUAGUGUUAGUAGGCGGUCUUGUAGCAGGACUAUUUAUAGCAUGUCUAGAAUUUAUGUGGAAGGCGAGAAAAAAUGCCAAGAAAGAUAAACAAUCAUUUUGUUCCGAAAUGUCAGAGGAACUUCGGUUCGCUAUUAAGUGUUUUGGCGGGUCAAAUAAUGCUACUCGACGAGUAGCUAGUAAGGAGAUAGUAGACAAUGGUGUACAAUUUACUCCGAUGAUACCUAUACCUAAUAACAGAAAUCAAAGAGAACUAUAUGCGUGAUAAUUGUAAUAUAUAUGUAAAUAAAGAUUGGUGACAGCUUUAAGGUGUUGGUCGCGCUAUGAUCUCAUUCACAUCUGACUUUUUUGUUUAGUAUACAUUUGUUACUUUUGUUUAACCAUUGACGAAUGGUUAGGCUGAACGUUUGUAUUAUACACUGCAAAUAUGUUGAAAUUGGAUAGCAGCGUUUGCUUAUUAUUAUCAAACAUAACCAAGUACGGCGUGAGAUGACUAAUACAGACACAAUUCCUAUCAAAACAAGCAUGUCAAGAUUAUUGAAUUUGAUAAUUGAGAAAACAUAUAUUGCAUUGUACCUUUUACUUUUAGCUCCCCAUUCAAACUAAAAAAACACAUUUGGAAUGCAUUCAUUAAAGCCAGAUGUUAAUGAGAAAGUUUUGAAAAUGAAGAAAUGUGCCAUGAUCUUCAAAUUGGAAGGCCUAUUUGGAGUUGAAAAACAGUUUUAAACUGAACUUAAAGCUCAAAUUUUGGGGAUCAAAAAUGCAUGAGUUGGCUUCAGAGCCAGAGAUAGAUCAUGCCAAGAUAAAAGCUCAAGAUUGAUUAGAGGAAGACUGUAAAUUGCCGCUGAUAAAGAUGUUUCUUCACUAGAUUGAAAAUGACGUUACUGGUAUACUUAGAGUCUUGAAAGUGCCAGGGCAAGAAUUGAAUGAUGUAAAAUCGGACACGGAGGAAAUAAUUAAAGAAAGAAUUUGAUGGUCAUCUAUAUUUGUUUAUCAAUAUGUAUUCAUGAUAAAAAUGACAAACAUAAGGCUCUGUUGGAUUGUUUAAACUUUUGAGAUAAACAAUAGACGUUUACACUUGUAAAGUUUAUAAUAAUAUAGCUUUCUGAUACAGUGUUAACGAAGAAAAAGGGACAUAAUGACUGGUGUGAAAUAUAAUUAGCUGUAAUUGGUGAUAUCACAAGCAUUUGUAUUUAUAAGCAUUUCCAUCCAGUUUAUUGUAUUUGUGUUUUAGUAAUUUAAUGCAAAUGUUCUUUUACAGUUUGUAUUUUCUGUUCCCGUUGUUUAGUAGACAGCAUUUAUUUAGUGGCUAGCGAUAUAUAUUAACGAUUAUUUCAUUUUGUAAUACAGACAAUUUUGAUGCUCUUAUUUCAUUUCAAAUAAUUGACAACCUAAAUAAGAUAUAUAUAAGUAAGCAGAUGUUUUGGUUUGUUUUUACAAGAAAAUACAUGUAUAUCAUUUUUGAUAAAAGCUAAUCACCUGUUUAGCUAUUUCAAUUGAUAUACAAGAAAGAAUAGAAACGCAUUUUGUUUAGAACUGAACUUAGUUACUAUGUGUUAAAUUUGUUUUGCUGUGCUUUUCUAUGUUUGGUAUCAACGCCAAAUUUAAUUAAUUGUUCAUUACCAUGCAUUAUGUCAAAUAUGAACUGUUAUCAUAAAUCUGUAAGAUAUUGUACUACCUUUGUUAGAAAGGCAUCCUUAAUAUUUCAUGAAAUAACACAAUAACGUUUUCGUUUUUUAUUGACAAUGCACGAAGAUUGUAAACGAGCCCUACGGUCCUAAUCAUUCCUUAAGUCUCCACAUCAUAUACGUAUAUAAAAUAAUACAUCACUUAUUCAAAUAACCAUAUAUUCAUUUAAAACAAUCCACUUCAAAUGUAUACGAUGCUGUGUAUCAUUGUUGUGUUCGUUUGUUUAACUUUAUCGUUUUUUUUUUGUAAAUUGAUAUGCAUUUUGUAAAACUCAUUUGUACAAAAUAUAUAAUUAUAUAGACAUAUUAACAAAUUUAACUCCAUUAUGUGUUAUAUUUAUUAAUAUAUAGACUACCAAAAGUGCCUUAUCCGGUAUAUAAAAUCAAACGUCAAAUACUGCUGUUGAAAUAUACGAUUGGCUUAGAGUAUCAACCAUAUUUGACAUGGAUAUUAUGUCAAACUAUCACUAAAUAGUAACGUUUUCUGCCUGUAAAAUUUCAUUAUUAUAUUGCUUUUUUGAUUUAAAUGCAUCUACUUAGUUAUUUUAAUAAACACAGAAAAAUGCCAAAAAAAAAACUUAGCAAAGAAAAGACUUUGUUCAGAUACGUUUCUAUUAGAAGCAUUGCAUACAACAUUAUGCAAAUGUUUACUGAUGUUUUCAUUCAAGGAAUUACGUUUACGUUUGAUGAUUACGUUUCAUGGUUUUUUGUUUAGCAUUUCCACAUGUUUUCCUUUUGACCAAAUUGUUGGCGCCUUUUUACCAUGUUUUAUAUAAUACUUGUUUUAUUUCCAUUUGUUGGAUAUUCAGUUAUUUGAUUGAGACAGACUUAUACUAAUUUUGACUUAAUACUUUGAGUUUCCGAAUUGGUUUGUUAACUCAUUCUUUGUCCUGAACUUUUAUAUCAAAUGUGAAAUAAAUAUGACAUAACAUUGCUGUUAUGGAUAUUUUAAUAUUUGAUUUGUAUAAGUAGUGUGUAUAAAUCAUUUCAUUGUUGUUUGCAGUCUUUGAAUUGGUUAAGAAUGUUGAUCAUUCUAUGAACAUUUAUUCUGAAAUAUUUGACAUUUUACUGUGAUGUCAUGUUACUAAAAUGAAUUUACAUGUAUUCGCAGUAGUAGUUUAAAUAUAUACUAAGCUUAUCUUUGGGUAAAAUUAUAUAAGUGCAGAAAUUUAUUAAAAUCUAUAAAUUCUUACUGAAUAUGUCUUAUUUGAAUAAAAGGACGUACAAACUUUUUAAUGGGAAUCUGCCUUCCUUGUUAUAAAUGGUCAAGUAAAGCAGGCCCUUUCUUAAAAAUAUCUGUCAGUUUUUUAAUGACACUACAAUGACACUAUAUAUUCAUAGUGUGUCCACUUAAUGUAUAGGAAUUAAAGCAUAAUAUAUUCACUUCAUGUGAAGUCAAAACUUGUUUAUUUAUAAUUUACAAAGAAAUCGUGUAGCACUUAUCAAUAUUUUUAAAUAUUAAAUUUGAGCAUAGUAUAUCUUUAAUUCUGUGUUAUGAAAUAAAUGGUUUCGCGAUAGAGUGGACUCUAGUGCUCAAGUGUACAAGAAACAAACAUUUGCCACAUGUAUUAUAAUAACAUCAUCGGUAUCGUUCAUAUGAACUCUCUGACCCUUAUUCCUAAAAGGCAUUUUUUGAGAGUUGUUAUUUUAUAUUUUUGUACAAUACUCAUUGUUUUAAUCAUGUUUUGUUGAGUAAUUGUCAGUAUUUGAAUAUUAUAAAAGUUAGUACAUGUAUUUGUUUCCUAGAUGAAAUGUGUUUUUCUGGAGUUGAAACAAAUGGUGAAAACAUGUACUGUUAGAGGCGAUAACUUGUAAAAAUAACUAACUAUAAUACCAUUGCACCUUUGAAAUUAAAAAUUGGAGUAUACUUACUUUGGAUAACCGGAUUAAAAAAGUCCUUCUGAUAAUGAUGUUAUUGUUGUGGCAAGUACGAAAGCAGCAGGGCGGAAGGUGUCAUUUACUUUUCAUAAUUAUGAUCAGAUUCCGAAAAAAAAAACAAAUACACGUGAGCUUAUGAUGUUUUACUGGACAAACAUUCUUCCGAAAUUUUGAGUAGCUUAUUUAAUUACAGUGGUAUAAUUUUGCGAAUACACGGUGUGAAUAAGCGAUAAUUUAGGAGAUUAUGUUCUUAUUGUUUGUACCAUUAUAAUAUGUUUUAUUUAAGAGAAAAUGUUAAAAACAUGAUGUUAUCAAAAUGGUAUGAAUAUAUGUAAGUUUGUAAAUAUUAUAUGUAUUUGUCAAUUCUCAUAUCUGUUACUUCUGUGAGUGAAAGGAAAGAUUGUUUAAACGUUGACGAAUGUUAAAUAUACAGUUCAUGAUGACUGUGCUUAAAUGAUUUCUGUAUCCAUUAUGAAUAAAUCCAUUUUAUAUGAUGUAAAUAUUUGUACAAAUUUAAUUAUCAUAAUGUUUGUGUCAUACCAAUUAUCACUAUUGUCAUAAAUCAGUAAACGUCCAGAAUAUC